Molecule: messenger RNA, 4911 nt
Organism: Physcomitrium patens
Lineage: Eukaryota; Viridiplantae; Streptophyta; Bryopsida; Funariales; Funariaceae
Biological process (GO): response to red or far red light; negative gravitropism
Source: RefSeq, a predicted model, not a curated record
ACAAUUGAUGGCGAGAGUGGGUCUUGCUAACACCAUCCACGCGGAAUCCCGCGGCGGACUACUCUGCAGAAGCUUCAGCGUUGUCCUUCUCCCGCCUCGCUCCUCUCGCCAACAACAGCCCACCCCCGUGGAACUCACUCUCGCUGUCUCGCCAGCGCCAUCGCCCUCCCCCCCCUGGUGGAGGCCGACGCAACUCGAUGCCGUGAUGCUGUGGUCCACAACGCUGUGGGACAGUGGCGUGAGAAGGAUCCUUGGUUGUCCAGCGGUAGACAGGGAUGGAGCAGGACAAUGCAAUGUGGUUUAGGCCGCGAAUCCUAGCGCAGGAACGCUCUUAGUCACCCUUCUAGUGCAAGUGAUCCAGUUUUGAGGGUUACAUGAUUUGGAUCUGAGCGACGUAGAAUAGUCAGGAUCUGUUGUCGGUUGAUGCAGGUCCGCAGCGCUUGAUUUUUCCAUUUGGGUGGGAUGCAGAAUGAACUUGAUCUACUGGUCCAGUCUAUUCUGUGCUAGAAAUUGUGGUCGGAGUUUGAAGAUUGCAAUUACUCCCGCAGGACUGUGUUGACUUUCAGAUUGGGUGUUGCUGCAGUGUUUCGCCUGACAUUGUGUCAAUGGCACAUGAAUUCUAUUCCCGGACGUCGACGUGCAGUUUUCUUGUCAAGUCUUGCUAGAUUUAAAGCAGGGGCAACUGGUGAAAUCGUGAAGCUUAAGUCCCGUCUUGUAGUUCUCACAGAACUGAUUCUAAUUGCUAGUCUUUUUCAUCUUGUUGGCAUUGAAAGUAAGCAUUUAUCGCUGGGACUCCACAUUGUAAGUGUUCUUCGCUAAAGUUCCGAAAGUCUACAGCUAGUAUGCUUAGUGAAUGCGGUUAAGAUCGUGUGUAUUUAUGCUGCCAAAUAUGAAGUUUUUAUACAAUGUAGACGUAGGUUCUCCAGGAUCAUGAUUUCGUGAUGAUAGACGAUCUUGUUAAUUAACAAUCGAUAGAGGGGGCAGGAAGACCUGAGUUGGAAAUGCGAAUGAGUGACGCACAUGAACCACAAUCAGAGAAUAGUGGGAGCUGUGGACCCUGACAAUAAGCAAAGGGUACACAAUGCCGGCUCUGACGGCCUCAGGGAGGAUUCAACGACUCGAAAUACUCAACUUCAAGUCGCUCAAGUGUCACCAGGUAGUUGGCCCGUUUGAUAAUUUUGCAGCAAUCGUCAGCUCCAAUGGAGCAGGUAGAAGCGAUCUGGUGGAAGCCAUCAGUUUUGUUCUGGGGGUGCGGUCGUUUCAGCUGCAGGGUAUGGUGCAGAGGGCCGGUUUGGACGACAGGGAGCACGGGAAAUCGAGGGGGAAGAUCGCAUUUGUGAAGCUGGUUUACUGCACCGCAAGCGGCGAGGAGAUAAAGUUUGGGAGAGCAAUCACGAGCAGUGGCACGAGCGAGUACCGCAUCAACAACAUACCCGUCACAUGGGAAAUCUACAACAACACGAUGCAGGGCCUGGAUAUCCUUGGAGAAGUAGACUCGGAUGGGUCCAGAGAAUUUAGGGAGCCUAGUUCCGUGUCGCAGCCCGCAUCAGCUCCGGACGAGUUGAAGAAGAUCCACAAGGAACUAGAGACACAGAAGGCACGCAAGGAGGAGAAGUUGAUUCCCAUUGAUCAGAAGAGAAAGAUGUUCGCUGCAGAGCGGAAGCAGAAGAUGGAACAGAAAGAGUCGGAGGCGGAGAAGCAACUUAGACUUCAAGCAGAGCUUGACAAGAGAGCUGCGGAGGUGAGAAUGGAGAUGGAAUGGUUAGCAUCUGCGGGCAAUGAGAUGGCGAGUUCCGACUUUGAGGCAUUGGACUCGGAGUAUGAAAGUCUCCGCGAGCAGGGAAGGUGGAUGGAAGAUGAGGCACUGAAAGUUGAAGCGUCUCGGAAGGCUGCAAUUGAAGCGGCGGACUCGUGGAAGGCUUCGAACCAGCCGAGCUCUCGGCCCGAAUCUCUUCCGCACAUGUUGAAUAGAGAUAAUGCCGUUUCGGGCGCGUCCAUUGCGACCAAGGCUGUAGACUUUACGAGCUCCAAGUCUCGCCCAAAUGACGUCAAGGAUGUGAAGGGCAGGAAGAAGGUGACGGAUGUGCCAGUAAUCAGUAUCUCUUCAAAAGGCACAUAUAAUGAUCACAGGAUCGAAGAGUUGAACAGGGAAUAUAGGGAACUAGUUGAAUACCAGUCGCAGAACAGGGAUGGAAAUGGAGCAGAGGUGUCACUGGAGUUGGAAAGCAAGCACAGUGAGAAUGGGUAUUCACAAGUUAAUAGGUCAGGUCGUGGCUCAAGGUAUUCCGGACCAGAUGCUGAGGGAAAAAAUGGCAGUGAAAUGCACGCGGCUGCGGAUGAGUCUGCAUGGAUUGAUGGGAGCGCUCGAGACGCGCACGCUUCGCGACGACUGGAAGAUUACGAUGAUCAGAUGUGCGGGUCGGAGACAGGGGAGGAUGAAUUGGAUCCAGACAAAGACAGCCUGAGCAAAGCGGAAUGUCUGGCGGAGGAGUUGUAUAGAGAUGCCAUGGAGCUGCACGACAGAUUGGUGGCGGAAGCGGAGAUGAACACCGCUGUCGGCAUGUGUGGGGUUGAUGGGAAAGGUCACAGUUGGAUUGCGGAGACGAAAGAGACAUGUGGUGCCGUAAUGUAUGCAAAUGGCCACGUUCAGAAUGGUAAGUGUGGAAUGGUGGACAAGGAUGGUGAAUUAACUUCGGCUGGGAGCAGCGAAUCGAUGUCCCUUUCUUUCUCGCAGACGUCCCAAAGCAGUGACACUCCGGCAAGCGCGUUGGGUCAGACGGAAAGGUUGCAUGGUAUGAAGCUGGAACUAAGCGAAAAAGGAGGCUCGGCACAGGCGAACGGUGGAAGUAGGAACGGCGGCGAUCACGCGAUGACAUCUUUGGUGGAGUUCCGGGGCGGCGAGAACGGUGUAAGUCCUAGGAGUACCAUGGAGAAGGAGAUUGCCAGGUUGAGGGGGAGCAAUGUGAGGAAGCAGCUGAAGAUUGACUCGUUACAAAAGUGGAAGGUGUAUUACAAGUUGGAGGUGGAGGACAGGGCGCGGAAGUUGGCACAGAUGGAAGAACGAUACAGGCGGGAGUUGAAGAAGAGGGAAAGAGCCGUGAAGAAGACGGUUAAGGCACACGCGAAGGAGAUUGCAGAGCGAGAGGCGAAGCGAGAGGGGAUGGAGGAGAAGCUAAGGGAGGAGAUUAAGGAGCUGAACCGGGUGGUGGAGGAGCUGAGCGAACAGUUAUACGAGAUGGAGGAGCACUUGGCAUCCCGGGGAAUCCAGUACAAGCCUUCCUUGAACGAGAACACGGGGCCUUCCUCGAAGACUCUUCUAUCUGCGGUUAUUGGCGUGAAGGAGGCUGCGCACACUUUCUCUCGGACGUUCAUGUCGCACCUGAAGCAGCAUUUGACGAAAGCUCGGGACCUGGACGAGCAGAUAUGCCUAGAGUCGGAGGUGAUCGUGGCGAGACCGUCGGACUACAAGUUCUUGGUGCAGUCGUUCAUUUUGCGCCGGAUGUUCCUGGACUUCGACAGCGAGUGCUUCAACAUAGAGAGUUGCAUGAGCGAGAUCUUCAACAUCGAGGAGCACUCGAAGGCGUGCUUUCAGGAGUACUUGAAGCACAGGACCGUUUCUGAGACGGUGACACUGCUGACGGACAAUCGGUCGCACAGCGCUUUCCUUCGCGAGUUCUGCUUCAAGAAGUUCUUGCACAUAGUGAGCGAGUCGACGGAGGAGGCGUUCUUCGGAGACUUCAACCACAGCGACGACAUCUGUGCCGGUCGGCACCCGUCGAGCCGGUUUUACGAGAGCUUUUUGAAGCUGGCGGUCUCGGUGUGGCUCCUGCACAGAUUGGCAUUCUCCUUUCAGCCGCCGGCAAGAAUGCUGUCGGUGCGGAAGGGUGCCCAGUUCAACCCGACCUAUAUGGAAUCUGCGGUGCCUGGGAUUUCGAACGGCGAGGUUGCGGAAGGGGAGGGAGGUGCACUUCCGUUCGAGGCCCUGGUGGGUCUGAUGGUUCAUCCAGGUUUCCGAUGCGGCAGCAGCAUUAUCCCGGCCCAAGUGUAUUUGGUAACCACAUGAAUCAGCACUGGGUCUGGUAGAUCAGACUUGUCUAUUUCUCCGAGUGCGGGCUUGAUGAGCGAGUCCGGAAUCACUGCCCCCGCAUGGGUCGGACGGCGGAAGGUUUGCCCGUGCGUAGCCCUACAGAUGUUGAUAAUAUGCAUUUGAUGCUGAGAUUGUGUGUUGAUGACGUUUAUUUCACCGCUGACCCUACGAUAGCAACGCCAGUUCCAAGCUGACCCUUUGAGUGUGUUCUCGGGCGUAUUCAGUGUAUACCGAUCACGGCUUCCACUGGUGAAGUCCCACGAAUCAGUGACGCAGCACGCUCGGCAGGGAGUUGGAUGGCGGGUGCCUUGAUUCCUCCGUCGAACUGGGCAUGGCUGCAAUGUGUAGAAGUGAGCGCCUUGUAGCCAAAAUGGAAGCGAUUGCUCAAUUCCUGCGUAGCCCGGAGGUGGCGAGAUCCUCUGGGUACAGUGCUAAAUGGUGUGACGUGUUCUGUGCAGGCAGGCGCCACAUAGAAUCGGCGAUAGUUGCCGGUUAGACGAGUUAACCUACGGUUGUAUUGUUGAUUGUUGCGUCGUGGUUUGAUAAGUGCAACUGUUAAUGUGGUGCUCUUUACUGCAAAAACUGCAUGAAGUUGCGAUUGCGGUGUUCAGAGCAGAUUCCCAGAUAGAGAUCUGUGGAGGUGGAUGAGUUUGACACGAUGUAGUCAACGCACACAUAAAUCCUUGUUUCGAUAUUACGAGUUUUGAAAUGGGUGCAUAUUGUCGUGACAAUGGGCCAUUUUAAAGCACAUUGUGUAAAAGUUAGGAUAUUUGUUAGUUUGUGGUGCCUUAACCAUACAUAUUGAUUUAAAAAACAAAGAACAA